Molecule: messenger RNA, 1032 nt
Organism: Vicia villosa (hairy vetch)
Lineage: Eukaryota; Viridiplantae; Streptophyta; Magnoliopsida; Fabales; Fabaceae
Exons: 3
Coding region: 1-1032 (343 amino acids)
Source: RefSeq, a predicted model, not a curated record
AUGGAGAAUGAUCCUUUUAAUACUAUGCUGAUUCAGGAAUCAAAAGAUUGGACUGACAAGAUUAUUGCUGCCAUUGAAGAGGAAGAGAAAAUCCUUCAACAAAGGGCAAAAGCUGAUUGGAUCAAAUUAGGGGAUGCUAAUAAUGCAUACUUCCACGCAAUUGUGAGAGGAAGGCAAAAACAGAAUGGAAUCCAUAUUCUUGUUGAUCAAAAUGGGAGCAAUCUCACUGAGCCAAAAGAUAUGGAAGAUGAGGUGUUAAGAUUUUAUAAGGAUUUAGUUGGGACUGCUGCUACUAAUCUUCUUCAUGUGGACAUUGAGGUGCUUAGACAAGGAACUCAAUUAAAAGAUACAAGCAAGAGAGAUCUGAUUCCACCAAUUACUGAACAGGAGGUUUGGAAAGCUCUCAGAAGUAUCGGUAACACAAAAACUCCAGGACUUGAUGGAUACAAUGCCAAAUUUUUUAAACAAGCCUGGAACAUCGUGAAAGGAGAUGUACUGGCAACUAUAUAUGAUUUCUUUGAACAUAAUCAUAUCCAAUCAACAUUUCUUCUUGGGAGAGUUAUUCAUGAUAACAUCCUCAUGGCGUAUGAACUGUUGAGAGGUUAUAGCCGUAAACACAUUUCCCCUCGAUGUGCCAUUCAAAUGGACAUCCAAAAAGCAUACGACACGGUUGAAUGGCCUGCACUAGCCACAAUUCUGAGAGAGCUUAACUUUCCUGGAAGAUUUAUUGACUGGAUUAUGGUGUGUGUUUAUACUGUAUCAUACAGGAGUUUGGCUAAACUUCAUCAAAACCCGGAUUUUAAAUUUCAUCCUAGAUGUAAGAAGCUUCAUAUUACAAAUAUAAGCUUCGCUGACGAUCUUAUUGUGUUCACUCGUGGAGAUAGAAUGUCAGUUAACACUAUGAUGGCAGUUUUUGAUGAUUUCUCUCGAGCCACGAGUCUGCGAGCGCAUCUUGCAAAAUGCAAGAUAUACUUUGGGGUGUGCACCAUAUGGUUAAAGAUGAAAUCCCGCGGGCUACCGGUUUCCGAGUAG